AUGGCCACAAUCUACCGGAAGGCGCAGGGAAUUACCAUCUAUCUUGGAGAAGAGGAUCAAGGAAGCGACCUUGCCAUGGAAGCCCUGGAAAAGGCAACUUUCUUGCCAACCUGCGCCAUAAGAGCCAAAUGUACCGAUCCUGCGAAAUCUCAAGACCCCGACGUGGUGGCCUUGAGAAACCUGUUUGCGCGACCGUGGUUUAAACGGGUCUGGGUUCUUCAAGAAGUCAGGAAUGGCAAAUUCCCAGUCAUCAUCUGCGGGCCAAAGACACUUCCCUGGAGAGUUUUCGACAAUCUCACCAGGUUUGGUUUUCCUCGCACCUUUGGACUGAUUCCAGUCCCUCUUGACAUUAGAACCGUCUCAAGAGCCGAGGAGAAGUUCGAUGCCGAAGGCCUGUUCAGGCGAUUAUGUAAAGCACGGGUAUGCCUCGCCACUGAUCCAAGAGACAAGGUAUUUGCUCUUCUGCCCUUGUUCUCAAAGGUGGAUGGAGAUGGCGUCAAGGGCUUUCUGCCUGACUACUCGCGGUCAACAAAGGACACGUUUGUCAGUCUCGCUAAAUAUCUUCUUCGGUCUAGUGAGGUCGGGUUCAGUCUACUCUAUGCCACUGAAUCGCACUCGAGUCUGGAGGGACUACCAUCUUGGGUUCCGGACUGGAGCUCCAUCCCUCGAACACAAUACAUCUAUAGCCCUGAGCAUCUGACAGCGGCCAUGAGGACAGUCUAUAAUACUCACACCUUGGUAAAGUUUCUGCCUGGUAAUGUGCUAUCUUUCGCGGCCACCAAUUGGGGCAUAGUCGACCAAAUAGCAAGCACAUGCAACACAGAAGAUCCACGAUGGUCCAGGACGGUGUUUGAAGAAUGGCGUAACUUGGCAUUGUCUCAUGUCAAGGCCACAAAAUCGAUAUACACCUUCACAAGGCAAGAGGAGUUCUACUUGUUCCUAGGCCAUGAACUUCCCGAGAUUUUCUUCGGAUCUUUGCGAGCGCCCCCUUCAUGGAUAAAAUACGCAUGGGCCGGCCUGUUCUCAGAUUUUGAGGCAGCGUGCGAGAACCCUUACGAUCGACCCGAUUACCACCAAGCGGCAGAAGCUCUCAAAUUUCAUCUUCGCCUGAAAGAGACGUGCCAUGGCCAAAAGCUUGUCGUGGUGAGCGGAGAGAGCCACAAGUUUUUCACAUAUGCCAUCACGGAUGCUGAAGUACAUGUCGGCGAUAAGGUGGUCCAGGUUGCAAAUCGGCCCAAACCCUUUCAAGCCUUUGGUAUCAUAAUUCGGAAGCGCCCCGAUUCUUCGGAUCAAUACACGCUUGUUGGGAAGUGCCGCCUCCAGUCAGUCGUUCGUUAUGGCGCGUUGGAAGACCCGACGUGGUUCUUGAUAUCUUGA
This is a messenger RNA of Fusarium falciforme, 1377 nucleotides long. Its product is annotated as HET domain-containing protein. The record is from RefSeq and is a predicted model, not a curated record. NCBI's taxonomy places the organism in Eukaryota, Fungi, Ascomycota, Sordariomycetes, Hypocreales, Nectriaceae. The transcript has a single exon. The coding region runs from base 1 to 1377 and encodes 458 amino acids.